Ostertagia ostertagi is the source of this 441-nucleotide messenger RNA. Lineage: Eukaryota; Metazoa; Nematoda; Chromadorea; Rhabditida; Trichostrongylidae. The record is from the annotation of a GenBank genome assembly.
AUGAAAACCACUGAAUUCGCUUCUCAAUGGACCACUCAGAUGGGUUACCCAAUGGUAACUGUGGAAACUUUCAACGGAACAACUUUGAAAGUGUCUCAAAAGCGGUACAAAACAAAUAAGGACGCUCUGGAGUUGGAGAAGUACCGCCAUCCAAAAUACGGGUUCAAGUGGGAUAUCCCUCUGUGGUAUCAAGAAGGCGAAAACCAGACGAUCAAGCGGACCUGGUUAACCAGAGAUGAGCCGCUCUAUUUCCACGUGGAUAGUUCUGAUGUAUCCAUUGUUGUGAACGCCGACCGGCAUGGAUUUUAUCGGCAAAACUAUGAUGAAGACGGCUGGAAAAGGAUCAUCAAUCAGCUUGAGAAAAAUCAUACGGUUGGUACAGCGAGGAUCCAUUUUAUCAGUAACCGCUGCGAGAUUGCUGGAGUAGUUCUGGCUUAUUAA